GGGCGCCGCUCUGGGAGAAAAUGCCUCUUUUGACCACAGUGUUCCUGUCGGCACUGCUGAUGCUGGAAGGGGCCGCGGCCGCUGACCUCCAGGUCUACAGGAAGUCGGUGCGCGGUGAUAAAAGUUUGCCGAGCGGCGAUGACGGACGGCACCCUGUGAGGAAGCAGCCACAGCAACAGGCAAAAAGUGGAAUCCGCAGGAGUCUGGACCUGGAGAGCUUCAACGUACACGUGACCCCGACCGCGGGCAGAAUCAACCUGCCGACCCUCCUCAGGCUGUACCCGCCCACGGCCAAGCCGCUGCACCUGCACGCCAACAUGCCCAUGCGCUUCGGGAGGUGGAGCGACGCCGGCGACGACAGGGCGCCCGGCUCGAACCCCAACAUGCCCCAGAGGUUCGGCCGCUCCUGGGAGCUGACGCCGCCGUGCCCCGGGUGCCAACGCGCCCGAGAGGCGCCGAGCCCAGUGCUGCCGCAGAGGUUUGGGAGGACGCUGCCGUACUGGGGCCUCCUCAGGACUCUGGCCAGUGAACAGCUGUUGAACACUGAUCUGCAUUGGGCUGAAGGGUUUGACUUCCCAACCAGCUCAGAAGAGCAGGACGUGGAAGAAGAACAAGAAGAUGAGGAAGAACAAGUAGAGGGAGAGAACAUGUGAGGAAAAGUAUUGAGGAAGCUGCAUAAGUGGCGAUUUCUAUUAAAGCAUGUGCAUGCAUGUAAACAUGGAGGAUUUUACUGGAAAUACAAAAAUAAAAGUAGUUUUAAACAAAGAACAAGGUCAGACAACUGUUUUCAUAGCCAUUCAAUCAUUUUGAUGAAAAGCAUGUUACGAAUAAUAAAAGGAGUGGCUGAUUUUCCAGACUGAAUUUCCAUCUAAAAUGAUAUUUCUCAUUGUGAUUAAAAGCAGCAUCU
This is a messenger RNA of Betta splendens (Siamese fighting fish), 907 nucleotides long. It is a transcript of the gene npvf, whose product is annotated as neuropeptide VF precursor. The record is from RefSeq and is a predicted model, not a curated record. The transcript has 3 exons. Gene Ontology annotation, biological process: neuropeptide signaling pathway; negative regulation of gonadotropin secretion. Gene Ontology annotation, molecular function: signaling receptor binding. NCBI's taxonomy places the organism in Eukaryota, Metazoa, Chordata, Actinopteri, Anabantiformes, Osphronemidae. The coding region runs from base 21 to 653 and encodes 210 amino acids.